AUGGAGGGUGACGGUGAGAAACCACCUUCACCGAAGCCGGAAAAUCCAGGAUCUCGUGACUCUCCUGCAUCUGGCUCAGGAAAUGAGGGCACUGGUCGUAAGUCACGCAAUUUAAAAGAAGCCACCUCUCAUUUAAAAGAGGAGGCACUACGUAGAUACAGGCUUCGUCAAGAGGCACUCAUGUCAUCAGACUCUGGGGGAGAGGGGACACCUGUUCCACUGGAAACUCGAAUGCCAAAACCGCCAGAAGGUGAAAAACCAACCAACAGAAGAAGCAGUCCAAGGCAGAGAACUGUUCACUUGAGUGAAGAACAGGAAAAGCAUAUUAGUUUUCAAAGAGAUACACAACCAGAAUUUACAACCGAGAAGAGUGAUGUCUCCCUUCCUGUGUCUAUUGAAGAGGAGAUGACACAGAAUACAGAGCGUGUGGUCGCGAAUUCUGUAGAUCUACAAGAAUGGGAAAGUGCAGGUAAUACCCCUUUGAUGGAGUUAGAGGGCAGUCUGAGUGAGGAGAAGGUAUCCCACACUCGAGUUGUCACUUCUACAGUGAUGGAUCUCGACACCAUUAGUAGCCAAAUUAUCACCACGAAAGCAGACGUAGACUCAAUCGAAAGUCAAAUUAUCACUAGUGAUGAGAUUUCUGGACUGGCCGAGAGAGAGAUCCAACAUAUGGUGGCAAUGAUGGAGAAGAGCCACGAAGAUGGAUCCAAUAAAAAGGUUAUUAUUACUACUAAAGAAGUUGUUGUUGAUACUGAUCAAGAUGAAAACAGCCAGAAAAUUGAGGAGAGCAAGAUUCAUCAGAGUUUGGGUGUGGUUCAGAUGACAGCACAGGAAAUGUCACGUGAACCAACCUUAGCUGAGGACAUGUUAAAGGAAAAUAUUGAUCCAGUCAAAUCAUCUAAAAAUGAAACAACAUCAUCACAGUUUUCUCCUGAAGGAACAAUGGUUGAGGAGGAGAUUGUACCGACUCACACAGGAACACAAGACACUGUCCUACAGACAGGACAGUCGGGAGAAGCUACUGGUGGAGAACAAGUAACAGAACCACCUCUGGUUGAGGAAAAGGCCCCAGAACAGGAGGCAGACAAAGCCCCAGAACAGGAGGCAGACAAAGUCCCAGAACAGGAGGCAGAAAAGGCCCCGGAACAGGAAGGAGAAAAGGCCCCGGAACAGGAGGCAGAAAAAGCCCCGGAACAGGAGGCAGAAAAGGCCCCGGAACAGGAGGCAGAAAAGGCCCCGGAACAGGAAGGAGAAAAGGCCCCGGAACAGGAGGCAGAAAAGGCCCCAGAACAGGAAGCAGAAAAGGCCCCGGAACAGGAAGGAGAAAAGGCCCCGGAACAGGAAGCAGAAAAGGCCCCGGAACAGGAAGGAGAAAAGGCCCCGGAACAGGAAGCAGAAAAGGCCCCUGAAGAGGAAGCAGAAAAAACUCCAGAACAAGAAGGGGAGACAUCUAAGCAAACAACAGGUGAAGAAAUACUUGAAGAAAAUACGAAAGUAGAUGAAAAGCCAUCAGAAGGAGAAAAUGCCCCUGAACAAAGUCAGGAAGGGGAUAAGGCCCCUGAACAAGCACAGGAAGGAGAAAAGGCCCCUGAACAGACAGAGGAGGUGGACAAGGCUCCUGAACAAGCACAGGAAGGAGAUAAGGCCCCUGAACAAGCACAGGAAGGAGAAAAGGCCCCUGAACAGGCACAGGAAGCUGAAAAGACCCCAGAAGAUGGAAGUGGCGAUAAACCUGUUGAGGGAGAGAAAGUUACAGAACAAACAGAGAAGACUGAGCAAGAAGAGUCAGUAGCAAUUGAUAAGCCAGGAGAUGAAACUAGCAAUGCUACAAAAAGUGAUGGCCAAGAACAAAGCCAGGUUGAGGAAAAAGAAGAAGCAGGAGAAAAGAAAGAAGAUAAGGUGGAAAAAGAGACUGGUAUCCCUGCCGACUUCUUUUAUGAACUGGACAAUCUGACAUCUAAGCCUGUGAUUACAGAAAACUCGGGUCUACCAGAGGACAUGCUGUCACUCCAGUAUUCAUUUGGUUAUGACUGUACUAAGAGAGCUAACCUUCACUUACUUGAUGAAAAAACAGUGAUAUUUGCGGCAGGAAAUCUUGUCCAGUUAGUUGAUCUUCAAACACGUGAACACACAUAUCUGCGUAGUACCAGUGGUGGAGGUAUAGGGGCCUUAACGGUUCAUCCCAGCAGGAAAUACUUUGCCGUUGCUGAGAAAGGUCAGUCCCCAAACAUCAACAUAUUCGAGUACCCCUCUCUGAAGUUGUACCGGAUCCUGAGGGGAGGAACAGAAAGAUCAUAUUCUUACAUUGAUUUCAGUUCUGACGGUGAGUUGUUAGCAUCACAGGGAGGUAACCCAGAUUUCAUGUUAACUGUUUGGCGAUGGCAAGAGGAGAUGACAGUCCUAAGGUCCAAGGCUUUCUCUCAGGACGUGUUCCGUGCAACAUUCUCCACAGAGUUAGAAGGUCAACUGACCACUGCUGGAACAACCCAUAUAAGGUUUUGGAAAAUGGCAGACACUUUCACUGGUUUGAAACUUCAAGGAGCUCUUGGUAAAUUUGGCAAGACAGAAAUCUCUGAUAUUGAAGGCUAUGUGGAGCUUCCUGAUGGAAAAGUGUUGUCAGGUUGUGAGUGGGGAAAUAUGUUAUUGUGGGAAGGAGGUCUCAUCAAGGUGGAGAUUUCAUGUAAGGGGAAAAAACCCUGUCACAUCGGAAACAUCAUGCAGAUCUUGUUGGAUGAGGGAGAACUGAUGACUGUAGGAGAGGAUGGUUUUAUUAAGGUGUGGGACUUUGAGAGCGUAGAUACCGCUGAUACCACGGAUGAUACUGGAAUGUUUGAGAUGGAACCAAUGAAUGAACUCAGAGUCGGUGAUGGAGUCAGAUUACAAUCUAUUUGUAAAUCAUUUGAUGCGGAGACAGAGCUGACCUUCUGGUUUGCCCAGGAUGCUAAUGGAGGUAUCUGGAAACUUGACCUGUCCUUCUCUCACACCUCAUUGGCCCCGGAGAAGAUGUUUACCUACCACGCCGGAGCCAUUCUUGGAUGUGAUACAUCUCCUGUCAGUCACGUUGUCGCCACCACAGGCGAAGACCGUACAGUUAGGGUGUUUGACUACCUACAACAGAAACAACUUUGUGAGAUGAAAUUCUCCUCUGGAGGGUCCUCUCUACUCUGGGCCCCACAAGUGGUUGAUCCUAAAGGAGCUACAGUGCUGGCUGGAUUUAUGGAUGGCGUGGUCAGAGUUUUCAAUAUCAGCCAGCUGACAGAUGAUUCUACAAAGAAACAUAAGAAUGACUGUGAUAUGAUCCUACAGCAGGCGUUCAAACCUCACUCCUCUGUCGUCAACUCCAUGGCUAUUAACAAGGCAGGAGACAUCCUCGCCACAGGGGGUGAAGAUGGUACACUUUUCUUCCUGACGGUAGGAACAACAUACAACCCCAUUGGUUUUGUUGUUAUGCCAUCUGCAGUUAAAAAAGUCCAGUGGUCACCAGAAACUAAGGAGGUGAGUAAGGAGAAGCUUCUCGUGUUCUGUGACAAGGGUACUGUUGUUGAGAUCGAGAGUCCAGAUGGUGCCAACUUUGACACAUCGCACACCUUUAAAAUAACGGGGCUUCAAACUCGCGAGUUCCAUUUCAAGAGUGUCAAGUCCACACUCCGACAUGAAGAAGAGAUGGAACGAAAGAGAAAGGAGGAAGAAGAAAGAAAGAAAAAGGAAGCUGAAGAAAGAAGAAAAAGGAUAGAGAGAGGAUUGGAAACUGAAUCUGAGCAAGGAGAUGAAGAAGAGGAAGAAAAGGAACCGGAAGAAGACUGGACACCAUACAUCCCAUCAGAACCAAGCCCUAUCCUGGAGGGAUUCUACACAGAGGAUGGAAACUUCUGGCUCUCCAUGGGUGAUUUUGAUGCUGGUUACCUGUAUAAGUGUAAGUUUUUAAGUCCUGAGGAGAAGUCCGGUCUGCCUGCUGAAUUAGUGGACCAGCCCGUACAGUCUAUUCCAGUGGUAGAUUCCCAGGACGUACCUAUUAACAUCAUCAAGUUCAGUUCUAAUGGACGCCAGGUGUUAAUGGGUAUGAGUGAUGGUGCUGUCAGGAUCUAUAACCUGGAGACACCAUACGAUAUAACAACAAUGGGGCCAUACUGGACAUUGACCAUGCACGACAACAACUACGGACAUAUUACAGGGCUGAAGAGCAGCUACGAUAGCACCAUGCUGUUGUCUGUGGGUGGAGAUAGUAACUUCUUCCUCUACAAAUACAUGGGACAAGAAGAAAUUGAUCAGAAAACAGAGGAAAAUAAAGCCAAGCUCCCCUCUGCCAAGAAACGUGGCGAUGAGAUUAUCGAUGAUAUUGAUGACCCGAACGCCUACAGUAUUGAGGAUGCUAAACAGAAGGCGGAGCAUGAUAAGAUGAUGAAACAAGCAGAGGAGAAGAAGCGUGAUGUUAAACAGAGAAUUGCUCACCUCCGACGACAGUUCAAGACUCUGUUAGAGCAGAACGAGAACCUACCUCAACAUCUACAGCUUAGGAAGGAUGAAUUUGAGAUGGAUAGAGAAAUAAAAUUGGAACUCCAGAGACAGAAGGCAGAGAGGAUCCAGGUUGUAAGAAAGGAGAAUGCCUGGGAAUCAGAGAAACAUCGAAUAGCUUUAGAAAAAAUUCGCAAGAGGUUUAAGGAUGUUGUGGAGUGUGAGCGUAUAGUGGUAAGAGCAUUUAACACACCACAUGAAAUAGCAAGUUUCCGUGCUGCCAAACUGUCUGAUGACUUUUACACACUGAAGGCCGAGUUUGAACGACGUAGGACACAGACCAUGAUGAGGGAUGACCUCACUCGAGAUCCCACCCGUGACCUCAUGACAGGUCAGACACGUCACACAGAACUCGGCGGUGAUGGAGAGAAGAGAGAUGAUCAAUCAGGCCUUAAGGUUACAACGACCUUGAAAGGAAGCAUGGGUGAACGCAUAUCUAAAGCUCUUCAGAAAGUGGAGGAGAAAAAGAAGAAACGAGCUGCCAGGAAAGCACAGUGGUCUGACCUGUACAACACCAAGCCUGACGAUGAUUACGAGGAUCCCGCAGAUGUUGCAGCCAUUAAGGAGGCCAAAGAUAAUAUGGGUGACUACAAGCUGAAAACUGCUCAGGACUAUGUUGUCCCUGACCAUCUUAGGAUGAACGUAGAGAAAGCACGGGGCCGUCUCCUUGUUCUGAAGGACAUUAUCCAUGACCAAAAGUAUCACUUUAAUCUUCAACUGUUGAGUCUGCGUGACAAGAAAUUACACGUGAUUGAGGAGAUCAGGGAAUUGAUACAGCAACUGGAGGAUAUACAGACACAUUUGGUGCCAGAAAAAUGUAAACCUAUCCCCCCAGUCCCUCGCAUGUACCCAGUAGAGAUGCCAGAAAAAAAACUGGAGUACACCAGGGAGACAUUACUGGCCUUUAAAAAGGAGAAAGAAGAAGCUACUGCGGCCCAAAAAGGAGGAGGAGGCGGAUUUGGUGGGUUCGGCGGAGGUUCGGACGAUAAAAAGGGUGGACGACCAUCUCCACUUCCUACUCAGAAACAUGGUACCUCUACCAGUGACAUGAGCAAGUCUAGUGGAGAAGUCACAGAUGGUGAACAGGAGUUAACUCCCCUGGAACAACAAAUGAAAGUUGCAGAGGAAAUCAUGAUGCUGUACAACCAGGAUCACUUAUUGAAGAAGAUUGACGAGCUCCUGAGGGACUUUGAUGCUGAGCUUCGACUUCUCCGUCACGACAAAUUCAAGCUUGAUAUUGUGAUGAAGAAUGCUGAUCUAAGACAAGUGACCUUGUUUGAGGAGUUUGUGUUGCUGAAGGAAUUUGAGAAGAGAGAAGACGUUUUGGCGGCUAAGGUCACUUCUAAACAACAGGAGAAACUUGAAAUGCACAAUAAGAUUAUUGAAGUCCAAGGCAAGUUGGAGAUAAAGAAGAAGGAGAUUGAGAAACUCCUAGAGAGGGAACGCUCUCUCAACGUCACUUUCCAAGGUUCUCUUGGCGACAACAACAAGUUUGCGGACUAUCUCACCAAAGUCUUCAAGAAAAAAAUCAAGCGUGCUAAAAAGAAGACAACAGAUGAAGGAUCUGACGAAGACAGUGAUGAGGACUCAAGCGAUGAUGAUGAUUGGGAUGAGGAUGAAGAUGAGGAUGAUGAGGAUGCAUUAGGGUAUGACCUUGACAUUUGUCCAUCUGGCUGUGACCAAAAUAUCUAUGACAACACAUGUCAGCUGCGUGAGAAACGUUUAGAUAUUGAGGAAGCACUGGCCGAGGAGAAGAAAAACAAUGAAUCCCUGAAGAAAGAACUGGACAGUUUUAACAAGAAGGCCAAGGUCAUUGAUGCGGGACUAAAAACUGCAGCCAAUGACCUUGAGGCAUUCCAGUUGGAGAAGCAACAGAAGCUGAACGAGCUAGAUGUGAUUGUGACACUAAAACUUCACCAAAUCCAAUACAUGUUAAACGGCCAGCUCCCUCAGGACCUCUCACAGACCCUUGUGUUCGAGUCCAAUGGUGUCGUACGACUUCAGCAACGUAUCAAGGAGCUGGAGCAUGAAAAGCACGCACAGAAGAAACAUAUGAGAGAGUCGAAGCGAAAACAUGUACAGCUGAUCAAGGACAGGAAAGUGUUUGACAGUAAAAUAUCAGAGAUGGAGUCAGAAUGUGAUAAGUUGAUGGUGGACAAAUUUGGUUGUAUCGUGGACCUGGAGAAACUGGAGACAAUCACAGUGAACCGUCAGAUAGAAGAACUGAAGGAGAAGUUACGAAUCACAGAGAUACAAUGUUCGGAGGAAAUUGAGGAAUGGAAUGAAAAGAUUGCAGAAAGGAAAGACAGAAUCACCCAUCUGAUUCGAGAUAACACCCGCAGAUUAGAUCAACUUUGUGUUUUACUUAACGAUAAAAAAGAAUACGAGUCGUCACUAGAUACGAGACAGGAGAGUUCCGGUGAAGAGUAUAGUGGUGCACGGAAAGCAGACAUUCGUGAGAAACAACGUCUGAUUCAACUUGUCCAGUUACAGGCCCAGGAAAUUGAUGCUCUCAAGGAGGAGAUAAUGUUACUAUCUAGAAAAGGCGGUCACAUUCUUCCUCCAGCUCAACCUCCUCUACCACAAAGUCCUCAGAAUGUGCGGGCCAUCAGUAACUGA
Molecule: messenger RNA, 7131 nt
Organism: Ylistrum balloti
Lineage: Eukaryota; Metazoa; Mollusca; Bivalvia; Pectinida; Pectinidae
Product: cilia- and flagella-associated protein 44-like
Exons: 35
Coding region: 1-7131 (2376 amino acids)
Molecular function (GO): protein binding
Source: RefSeq, a predicted model, not a curated record